AUCGCCGCUGCAUCAUCAUCACAUCACCACAAAAGCAACCUCACAACCGCGGCCUCGUCAGGGGCUAACGAACCGAUACGAGCGCGUGCGAGUUUUGAAGGCGACCCGAAGACGAUCGCACCACACACACGCAGGAGGAGCAUGGCCUCAAGACGAGCCAGCUGUCUGGCCGAGGCCAUGACGGGCCUCAGGCUCUCGCCGUCAAAGUCGUCUUUCUCUUCUUCUCUCACUCUCCGCCAGCCUGCUUCUCGAUCCAUGGCUACCGAGGCCGCAUGGUCGUCACCACCACCCGCGCGGGACUCGAUGACGCGCUCCGCCUCGGGCACGCAGUCUAUCCUCCAGUCGUGGAAUCCGGUGUCCACCGUUCCCGUCACCGUCCACGCCUUCCCCUCGCUCGAGCCCACCGCCCUCGACCACCACCCCGUCUCGCACCUCCACCUCCCCCUGCGGCGCGACCUCCUCCACGCCGCCAUCGUCUACGAGGGUUCCCACACGCGCCAGGGCACCGCCUCGUCCAAGACGCGCUACGAGGUGCACGGCUCCCACCGCAAGGUCCGCCCGCAAAAGGGCACCGGCCACGCCCGCCUCGGCUCCAAGCAGAGCCCCGUCCUGCGCGGCGGCGGCAAGACGUUCGGCCCCCACCCGCGCGACUUCGGCAUCGGCCUCAACCGCAAGGUCUACGACAAGGCCUGGCGCACCGCCCUGAGCUACCGCUACCGCCGCGGCGAGCUGCUCGUCUGCGAGGACGCCGGCCUGCGCCUCGACAUGCCCCGCGACUUUGAGCUCGUCGCCGACAGGUACCUCCGCGACGGCAUGCGCGAGGCCUACCUCGAAAAGUACAUGGGCGGCGUGCUCGCCCGCCUCGGGCUCGGCCGCGCCGACGGCCGCACGCUCUUCGUCACGGGCGGCGACAGCGACGUCGGCAGGCUGGGCGAGGCCAUGGCGCAGGUGCCCUGGGACGGCCGCGUCCUCGACAUUGAUGACGUAGACGUCAAGGACCUGCUCGAGAUGGGCAAGGUGGUCAUGGAGCGCGCCGUCCUGCGCGAGAUGCUGGCCCGGCACCAGAGCGACCUGGUGAGCCGCGUCUUUGUUCAGGGGGUGCCGCAGCAGCAGCAGCAGCAGUAGCGGUAGCGGUGGAGCUACAAGGAGAGGAGGCCAGCAGCAGGGGGGACUAGCAGCUCCGAAACGGUCAGCACGGAGUGGGUGGCGUAUGCAGAGCCGCCUAUAGAUGCCUUGCGUAGGUACUAUCGGCAUGCAAAGGCUGUGUACUGUAUCAUAUACAUCACAUGUAGCUAUAAAAAGAGAGCAAAUGACGCAUGUUUUACAG
Molecule: messenger RNA, 1327 nt
Organism: Purpureocillium takamizusanense
Lineage: Eukaryota; Fungi; Ascomycota; Sordariomycetes; Hypocreales; Ophiocordycipitaceae
Gene: yml6
Product: 54S ribosomal protein yml6, mitochondrial
Exons: 3
Coding region: 142-1125 (327 amino acids)
Biological process (GO): translation
Cellular component (GO): ribosome
Molecular function (GO): structural constituent of ribosome
Source: RefSeq, a predicted model, not a curated record